AUGCAGGCACAGAAGGAGAUGGAGGCAGAAGCUGGAACUAAUAAAUUGAGUGACACAAAUUCACAACCGAUCAAAUACUCCGUCCACAAAAUCGUCACCACGAAGCACAUCUCCCCGCCGCUGCAGAAAACCAAAUGCGGACUGUGCACUAGCGGCGGCAUCCGGCAGCGGUCGUGGGGGCGGUACUCGGCGGAGAUCCGAGACACGCAACAUAAAUGCAAUUUUUUUAUGUUAGUGAAAAAUCAUGCCCCUCAUUGUUCUUUCUGCUAUGGGGAAAAUAACCACUGGUAUGUUCCUUUUGCAGGAGAAAAUGCUGUCACUUGUGGGGUUUCAAAUGUGUCCGAUCUUCAAGAACUGACAUUCAUCAAAGAUUUGCAUUUCAGGAUGUUUUAUGAAAUGUUUUGUAAAUUCAAGUAUGAUGCCUUGGAAAUAGGUAUUAUCACUACUGAUGAUUUUACAAAUGCGGACAUUUUGAAAGUGACUUAUCCAGAUUCCAGCUAUGCAAAGAGGUUGUGUGGAGAUUUGAAUAGUGAUCCUGCAAUUCCUAUUGUGACUGGAUUCCUCGAGAAGAUUAGCCCUUUAUCUUCAGCCUCAUCUAACCAUUUCUUUGCAUUUGAUUUCAUUAAAUUCAUGAUUUUGUAA
Striga asiatica is the source of this 642-nucleotide messenger RNA. The record is from the annotation of a GenBank genome assembly. NCBI's taxonomy places the organism in Eukaryota, Viridiplantae, Streptophyta, Magnoliopsida, Lamiales, Orobanchaceae.